Penaeus monodon (black tiger shrimp) is the source of this 1829-nucleotide messenger RNA. Its product is annotated as vascular endothelial growth factor A-like. Gene Ontology annotation, molecular function: growth factor activity; growth factor receptor binding. Gene Ontology annotation, biological process: positive regulation of cell population proliferation; positive regulation of protein autophosphorylation. The transcript has 9 exons. Bases 266 to 1216 code for a protein of 316 amino acids. Lineage: Eukaryota; Metazoa; Arthropoda; Malacostraca; Decapoda; Penaeidae. Gene Ontology annotation, cellular component: membrane. The record is from RefSeq and is a predicted model, not a curated record.
UUCGGACGCCUCUGGGCGCGCCAGGGCGUAUAUUACCUCCGGGCCAGACGCCGCGCCAGCUAUCUGGACUCCGCUCCUCUCCGGUGUAAGACGUGCCGCUCCCUCGAGACUUUGUGGCAUCGUACUUUGUGAUUUAAAAGAUUCUGAAACUCUGUUACCGGCAGAAAGAAAAAGUUAUUAAAAGCGGAAUAGUGAAAAAAACGUGAUUGGCAGUGUUGCAAAUCUCGUGUGACGGUUUAGUGAGAGUUAAUUGCUUGUUUCCAAGAUGUCGGUGACACUUAUUAUCAGCAGCAGAAGGCUGUGCACGGUGGCGAUGGGGUGCGUCCUCCUCGCCAUCACGUCGCCGAUCGAGGCCAUCCCCACGGUCUUCAACAACGAUGUCUACCUCAACCCUGUUCCGACGGCGGCCCAGCAGGAUUGGCCUCUCGAUCUGGUGAGAAAUAUGAGCCAGACAACAGACCUAAGGGAGUUUAUCAUGAAAUUUGUUGAGGACGAGAGAAUCUGCACGUCAAAAACCCUCCAUGAACUGAUUGUCGGAAAGAACACCUCGGACAUCUCUGCUCACUUGUGGUGGAACAAGCGGUGCGGAGGCAACCGCGGCGGCAUCAAGACGGUCUCUCCGCUCUCCGAAAGUACGUUGAUCAGAUACCGUCGCAAAAGUUCAAAUCGUAGAAGUACCUCGCAGUCCCCUGACAUGUCUGCAAGUGAACGCAAGAAACUCGACAAACUGAUAAAGAACAAGAACGUGCAGUGCAAACCCAAGAAGGCCGUUGUGGAGCUCCCCAACGACGAGAAGCCCUUGGUGAUGCUGAAGCCUUCGUGCGUGUACAUCAAGCAGUGCGGAGGCUGCUGUGACUCGCCGCUGCUGGAGUGUCUCCCCGAGGUGGUCAAAGUGCGCAAGUUUAAGGUCCUCGCCUUCGAGAAGAAAUUAAACAACAAGGUUCGAUUCCAAAGUUAUCAGACUCUCAAGACAAUCAGGAUUCAGGAACACAAGAAAUGCAAGUGCCAGUGUAAGGAGCGCGCGGAACACUGUACAGAACAUCAAGUGUACGAUGAAGGUGCUUGUAGGUGCACCUGUCCUGCAGAUGUUAGCAAGUCCUGUUCAGAUGGAAAGAUUUGGGACGAGAGGAAGUGUGCGUGCGUGUGUAGCGACGUUUCCGAUUGCACUACUGGCAGAUACUUCGACAACAGCACCUGCAGAUGUCUGAGGACUUGACUCGCAUUCCAGACCGCCUUGUGGCUGAGUGUCCCGGCCCCCACCCCCCCACACAAGCCUAAGGUCUCGGCCCAGCUGGACUAGGAGCUGAGCACUGAAUUUUGAUCCGUUUCUGAAAUUAUCAGCAGUCUAUAAUAUGGUAUAUCUUGCAAGCAAGAGAAACGAAGAAAAAAUAAACAAAAUCUUCAUCAGGUGAAAUACCACACAGCACUACAUGUAAAGAUUGUAUAGCCCCGUAUGGAUUGCAAUUUACACAAUCCAUAUUCCUUUUUACUGUGAUUAUUUAGUCAUUAGUUUAAUUUAAGUGUUAACUUGUCCAAGCGGCGAGCCGGAUAUCUGUUUCCUAAGAGAAGUUAUAUUUCCUUUCAUUCUCCUGCCGAUCUCGGGUGUUUUUUCUCAGAAGACCAAUAACCGCGCGCUGCAUCCCUAUGGCACGCGCUGGGCCUGUUCUUUCCAUCGAUAUUGUAAACAUUAUGAACUGUCCUUUGUUCCCCAUUGAUUUGACCUGAUUUCUUUCAUGGAUUUAUAGGGAGGUAUUUGUAUUUAAUCUAUAUUUAUUUUAAUGUAUUAUAUUUUUAUAUCAAAUCAUUACAUGUGUAGGAAAUGUAACCUU